CUCCCGGUUUUUUUAUCCGCAAUCGCAAGGCCACAUGAUCGCAUCCCCGGACGUGGAGACGUACGCCGGGCGCCCGGUAUAAAAGGAGGCCGAACCGCCGGGAGCAGAAGAGGAGAGCCCGGCUGGGAGAAGAACAGCUAGGUAGGAUCGAUCGACAUGGACAGACCAGACCACCACCAGCACCAGUUCUUCAUGCCACCGCCGGUGCAGCAGCAGCAGCUGUGCGUGCCGAUGAUGGACGAGCAGUCGUUCUUGGCGGGGAGGGGCGGCGGCGGUACGGCGGGGAGGGGGGAGAGGAAGCGGCGGUUCACGGAGGAGCAGAUACGGUCGCUAGAGUCCAUGUUCCAUGAGCACCACGCCAAGCUGGAGCCCCGGGAGAAGGCGGAGCUGGCGCGCGAGCUGGGGCUGCAGCCGCGGCAGGUGGCCAUCUGGUUCCAGAACAAGCGCGCCCGAUGGCGUUCCAAGCAGCUCGAGCACGACUACGACCAGCUCCGCGCCAAUUACGACGCCCUCCACGCCCGCGUCGAGUCGAUCAAGCAGGAGAAGCUCGCCCUCACCGCACAGUUGCACGAACUAAGCGAGAGGUUGAGGAAGCGGGAGGACCGGGGCGGCAGCGUUGGCGCGACGACGGCUAGCAGCAGCAGCUGCAACGGCGGCGUCGGAGAGGAGGCAGAGGACGAAAAGAGGAAAGUCCUCUCGUGCGUCGACACGGAGCCGCCGGAGAGCUGCGUGUUCGGCGGGGCGUGCGCCACGCCGGUGGACGUCUCGGUGGAGUCCGAGUGCGACGACCACCGCCUCGACUACGAGCAGGGGUUCCCGGAGUCCUUCUGCGCCACGCCGGAGCUGUGGGAGCCCUGGCCGCUCGUCGAGUGGAAUGCGGUGGCCUGAAACGGAAAAAAAAUAGUACAUAGAUUUGUGUGUAUAAUGUACGUGCAUGGUGCUACGGUGCUCUUGCUCUCCAAUAUCACAAAGAAAUUCUAUGACAUCUUUCACCGAAAAA
Messenger RNA from Phragmites australis (common reed), 1000 nucleotides. RefSeq names its product homeobox-leucine zipper protein HOX22-like. Lineage: Eukaryota; Viridiplantae; Streptophyta; Magnoliopsida; Poales; Poaceae. Gene Ontology annotation, cellular component: nucleus. The coding region runs from base 157 to 888 and encodes 243 amino acids. Gene Ontology annotation, molecular function: DNA-binding transcription factor activity, RNA polymerase II-specific; sequence-specific DNA binding. The record is from RefSeq and is a predicted model, not a curated record. The transcript has 2 exons. Gene Ontology annotation, biological process: positive regulation of DNA-templated transcription.